AUGGGCCUCCCACCGACCCGCGCUCCGCAACGGCUAUAUUCCAGCUCGGCCUCGCCUUCCCCGCGCUUAAAUCCCUCGUCCUCCUCCCGGUCUCCCGCUCCCACUCCACUCGAUCGCCACCUCCUGCUCCCCAACGGCUACUGUGCCAUUCAAUCCCUCCCAAUCUCCUCCUCUGACCCGGCCAAUCCAAUGGCGACCACGCCGGCGCGGCAAUCGCAGAGCGGCGGCGGAGGCGGCGGGACGGCGGUCUCGGUGCAGCACGUGGCCAAGGCCUCCUCCGACGAGCUGCUCCGCAAGUUCGCCGACCCGGACGACGACGCCAAGAAGAGUCUGACGCCGCCGCGCCGCAGCCUCGCGCUGCGCCGGAAGCGCUCGUCCCGCCGCGUGGCGUCGGGGCUCUCCGCGCGGGACUCCGACGCGGCGGGCACGGACCUCGCCGCGCCCAAGCGCCGGCGCAGCAUCGGCGGGUCCACGGACUGGAGGGCCGGGCUGCUGCUGCCCACCACCACCACCGGGCCGUCAGCCGUGCGCAAGGGCGCCGGCGCCGGUGGCGCGCGCCGGGGUGGUGGUGGUGGUGCCGGUCGGCUCGACGAGGCUGGCAUCGCCCUCUUCCUCGCCGCGCUGGAGCGGACGUGGAGGAAGACGGUGCGGGGCGCGUCCAAGAUGUUCGUCGAGAGGCACCGGACCAGCCACGUCCAACUCAUCAGCGACAUGGUCUGA
This is a messenger RNA of Lolium rigidum, 720 nucleotides long. RefSeq lists its product as uncharacterized. The coding region runs from base 1 to 720 and encodes 239 amino acids. The transcript has 2 exons. The record is from RefSeq and is a predicted model, not a curated record. Lineage: Eukaryota; Viridiplantae; Streptophyta; Magnoliopsida; Poales; Poaceae.